AUGAAUUACCCAUCGCUCGCCAAAUACACUGCCCUUUUCGGUUCCCAAUCGGUGGAUGAAAGUCCGGGUAAACAUCUACAUGACUUUAUCGUGGCUCAUCCUCUUGUGAGAUUCAUUCGUUUGCAAUGGCAGGACCAUUCUGGAAUAGUGCGCGCCCGUAUCAUCAUGCCCAAACGCUUGCUGGCCCUGACGAAAGCACUUAAACCUGUCCAUACACCUCCAAUUGCCUUUCACUGUAUCGUCGACAACAACCUUGUCCCUGGCCUGGAUCCAACGGGUAGUCAUUAUUUGAUCCCUGACUGGGCAUCGUUGCGUCUGACGCCCGCACAGCCACAUUAUGCCACUGUUAUGUGUGGUGUGAUUGGCAACACGCCAUCGCGUCUACUGCCUAACCUAGACCUCUGCCCACGCCUUGCCCUGGCCAAUGUCAUGAAGACUGCUGCUGAGCGUUUUGGCAUUGAGUUCAAGGUGGGUUUCGAAGUUGAGUUCGAAGUUCUACGACGUGUUUCUUCCACCUCUUCCACAAUUGAUGGAGAUGGUUAUGACUUGAUGCCAGCUGCGGAGGGACUAGGGCGUUACGCGAUUGACGGCUUGCGGGAUCCAAUCUUCUCAUACAUCGAAGAGGUCAUCAUCGAGCUACUUGACCAUGGCGUUGACAUUGAGGCUGUGCAGACUGAAGGUCGGCGCGGUCAGUAUGAGCUAUCAUUAGGACCACGCUCGCCUCUGGAGGCGGUCGAUGAACUGAUUUUGGUUCACGAUACGCUCAAAACAAUGAUUGGUCGCCAUGGGCUUGUGGUAACCAUGGCGCCUAAGCCUUUUGCAGCCCGGCGCCAGGCUACUGGGCAACAUACCCAUAUUUCUAUCUCCGAUGUCACACAUGAGCGAGAGUUCCUUGCUGGAAUUCUGCAUCGCCUUCCAUCCUUAUGCGCGACGUGCAUGCCCUAUGACCUCUCAUAUGAGCGCGCGCAACCGUAUCUUGGUGGCAACAGGGUUGCGUGGGGGACUGAAAACCGCGAGGUUCCUAUUCGAAAGAUACGCCCUGGCCAUUGGGAAGUGAGAUGCGUUGAUGCGACUGCCAAUAUGUAUCUGGCCUUGGCAGCGAUACUGGGAUCUGGCCUCUUGGGCAUUGAGCAGCAGCAGCGGUUAACAUGGCCCGACACGGCGCUUCCUGUGCGUCACUGCAUGGACACUGAUUGCUCUGAAACAAAGGCUACGGCGCCGAACUCUGAUCUUCCAAGAACCUUGGAAGAAGCGCUGCAGCAGUUGGAAAUAUCAUCCUCAGAGUUGGGCACGAUAAUGAAUAGUGAGAUUUUGCAGCACUACCUGUUCGUGAAAAACUUCGAGGCAGCUCAAAUUGCGAAGAAGGAUCCACAACAAGUGCGAAAUCUUUUGAGUGCGCUGUUCUAA
Molecule: messenger RNA, 1407 nt
Organism: Penicillium pulvis
Lineage: Eukaryota; Fungi; Ascomycota; Eurotiomycetes; Eurotiales; Aspergillaceae
Product: protein fluG
Exons: 1
Coding region: 1-1407 (468 amino acids)
Molecular function (GO): glutamine synthetase activity
Source: RefSeq, a predicted model, not a curated record